Molecule: messenger RNA, 729 nt
Organism: Protopolystoma xenopodis
Lineage: Eukaryota; Metazoa; Platyhelminthes; Monogenea; Polystomatidea; Polystomatidae
Source: the annotation of a GenBank genome assembly
AUGGAGGACGUUCAGCUAAAAUCCGGUAAGAUGCUUCUUAAACGCGCCUUUUCGGAUAUAAAAUCAAAUAAAGCGUGUGACAAUUUGGUUAAUCAAAAGACAGAUGAAAAAAUUAGUGUACUAAACCGUGAGAAAGGUCUUAAUGUCUCUCGCGAAAUCUUGCCUCAGCGACGCCGACCAAUCAUUGAACCCCGAUUCCUGGUGACAAUGUCUUCUAAAGUUGCAGAUGAAUUAUCUAGAAAAAGAAACACUUCCACCCGUGAUCUCAGGUCGCGUCUAGGUGCCCCGUCGAAACAGGAUGUUCGCUCACGCUUAGGCAAACGACGAAGGACAGCACUAAACGAGGAUCCACUAUUCGACAGUGAUUAUGUCGACCUUGAUCAUCACAAUGAAGAUUCUGACUUGGAUGUUAAUGGAGCGUUAACUGGUUUUUGGUAUGAUGAGUCUGGGGAACAGCUUCAAUUGGCUUCAGAGGAUUCUCAAACUGCCGACUCCAAUGUGCUUUAUGAAAAGCCCUAUUCAUCUAAACGAUUCCGGCGUGUGGUUGGAGUCACUGAGGAUGAUAUAAAGACAAUAGUUGUUGCUGCUGCUGCUACCGGAGCAAAGCGCAAACCAUUGGUUGUCAACUUAAAUGAGGAAGAUGACGAAGAGGAAAUAUACGAAAAUCAUAAGAUAAACGUAACCUCUUUAGAUACAGAGAAUGGGGCUGAUGCCAAUAAUUCUACCAGU